AUGGUUCUCCGAAGGCUGAGAUAUGCCAGAGCUGGGAGCAUCUUGUUGAUGGGCUCUGUCGUUCUUGGUGCCUUCAAGCCGAUCUCUUUCACAGGCUCCACCCAAGCUGACGCGAUGCGCUCUCGUCGUCGGAUGCACAUGGUCGAAACGCAGGCUGCGGAGAAGGUGCCUGAGUUGCCACCCUUCAAGCAGUUUCCCGACGACUACGACCCAGAUCCGCUGGACAAGUUUAUUGAGUGCAAGCCUCAAAACUUUUUGAACUCUGCCACACGGUGGUUGUUCCCUCCAGCAGGAUAUUCACGCGCAGUGUGCGCGCCUUCUUUCCCUCGGUAUUUACAGUUUCCCUCGGUAUUUACAGUGUUUCCUUCGUGUCGCAUGCCAAACACACCGGUAAUUAAGGUAUAUUCGGCACCUGCUAAAACCCACAUUUUACACCUGCCGUUUCUCUCGGUAUUUACAGUGUUUCCUCAGGGUCAUAUGCCGAACACACCGUUAAUUACGGUGUGUUCGGCACUUGCUACAACCCACAUCGCCCAUGGGCGGUCCAUGUUAUGGACGCAGAGCAUCCAUGGGUCAACCAUAUUAACGUCCAGAUCAGACUCCAUCCAUUCCCCGCAGAGCAUCCAUGGGUCAACCAUAUUAACGUCCAGAUCAGACUCCAUCCAUUCCCGCAGAGCAUCCAUGGGUCAACCAUAUUAA
Messenger RNA from Symbiodinium sp. CCMP2592, 699 nucleotides. The record is from the annotation of a GenBank genome assembly. Lineage: Eukaryota; Dinophyceae; Suessiales; Symbiodiniaceae.